This is a messenger RNA of Chaetomium fimeti, 684 nucleotides long. RefSeq lists its product as uncharacterized. The transcript has 2 exons. NCBI's taxonomy places the organism in Eukaryota, Fungi, Ascomycota, Sordariomycetes, Sordariales, Chaetomiaceae. The coding region runs from base 1 to 684 and encodes 227 amino acids. The record is from RefSeq and is a predicted model, not a curated record.
AUGAAGACCACCUCUGUCCUCAUCCUGGCCUCGGCCGCCCUCGCCAGCGCCCAAGUCAAGUUCGAAGACGGCAAAUACAUCUGCGAGAAGGCCGACGCCGCCUUCUGCGCCGGCGACUCCAUGGGCACCGACAUCAUCAUCCGCUGCAACGGCGACAAGAUCGGCGUGGCUGGCCGCUGCUCGAACAACCUCGCCGGCCAGCCCCCCAUCGGCAACCACCCAGCCCUCUGCCACCAAAGCUCGCCCACGGCCGGCGACGCCGCCUGCGAGAAGAACUGCGUCGUGUACCCGGGCUCGGGCGAGCCGUUCACGCUGCCGGCGUCAGAAUGCACCGUCGACGGCGGCGCCGAGCCCACCACCACCAUCACCUACAUCAACCCGGGGCCGACCACAGAAACCGCCGAGCCGACUACCACCAUCACCUUCAUCGACCCGGCGCCGACGACCGAGACGGCCGAGCCCACCACCACGAUUACCUUCAUCAACCCGGGACCGAGCACCGAGGCUGGCGAGUCGGGUGCCUCCACUUUUACUACUGCCAUGGUCAACCCCGGCAGCAACGGCACCGCCACUGGCACCCGUACCGGCGGCCCCGGGCUGCCUGUCUCGACUGCUGGCGCCGUGGCUAACCAGGUGGCUGGCACGCUGGCUGUGUUGGGCGGUAUCGCGGCUAUGCUGCUGUAG